Messenger RNA from Ceraceosorus guamensis, 1847 nucleotides. Its product is annotated as oxidative stress survival, Svf1-like protein. The transcript has 4 exons. Gene Ontology annotation, cellular component: cytoplasm. The record is from RefSeq and is a predicted model, not a curated record. The coding region runs from base 305 to 1669 and encodes 454 amino acids. Gene Ontology annotation, biological process: response to oxidative stress. Lineage: Eukaryota; Fungi; Basidiomycota; Exobasidiomycetes; Ceraceosorales; Ceraceosoraceae.
AUCUCACAUACUCCCUCACACACGAGAAAGAGGAAGCAAAGGUCAAGCUUGUUCUGCCCGACUUCAUCAUUCUUUCCAUUCUCUUUCAUCCCAGUCAUCCGACCCACAUUCCGGAAUCGCCGCCAGGCUGGGACAACAUCCUCUCCCGUAGUCCACACCCUCCCCUCCCCCGACCGAUCCUCCAUCCACCGAUCACUGCGAUCACCUCGUCAUCGGAGCGAACGAGCGACUCUCUUAAUUCUUUGUAGCCUCGUUCGAGCGCAUUGCCCAUCUGCCAACUACCUCUUCAUCUCAUCGCUACAUCAUGUCCGGCUGGGGCUCAUGGCUCUCGGGAGCAGACACAUCCGCAACGGACAGUCAACCCAACUUCAAGGCCGUCUCUGACACUCCCCAGAAUGCACUCUUUGCUCCGUUAGAGAAAUCAGACUUGGAAUGGACCUGCGCUGGUGGCUUCACCACCGAGACGCAGGUAUGGUACACCAUCCUGGACGAUGGUGCUUUUGCUACCAGUCAGAUCAUCCACAGCGCCAUUGGUCUGUGGUACCCGCAGAUCCAAGUCACUUUCAAGUACUUCAACCCAAAGACGGGUCAAAAGAUUUGGAAGUCGGCUUCCGUCUCCAAAUUCGAGACGCCGGCACCUCAAGGAACGGGUCGAGACAAGAGCAAGCAGCACGAUAAGCGCAGCUGCAAAGGGGAGCAAUUCAGCGUCAUUCACAAUGGCACGGCGGAUGGAACGGAGAGCUACACGAUCGAAGCGAAUAUGGACGCAGAGGUGCAACUGAGCUACACUUUUACAAAGAGCGCCAAGCACGCCGGUUGGAAAUUGGGUGCUGGACCGGAGGGAGGAAAGAGCUUUUUCGGUUCCAACACUGCCAAUCCUGAUGGCUACGUCAUCCAUCGCUUCUGGCCCAGAACUUCCACCACGGGCCACCUCCUCAUCAAGGGUCAAGCGAUCGACGCAAAGGGUCAAGGUAUGUUCAUUCACGCCAUUCAAGGUAUGCGACCCAACCUGGUCGCGUCCAGGUGGAACUUUGCAAAUUUCCAGAGCGAAGAUCUGGCAGGAGUAGCUGCUAUAUCCAUGGAGUUUACAACGACGAGCGAUUAUGGAGGACCGGUGGGCAGCGGCACGCCAAAGUCGGGCUCCCAAAUCUCACAGCAAGGAGGUCAGCCGAACAGGACCAGAGAGACACGCACAGUGACCAUUGGCAGCAUCAGCGUUGGGGAUGAGCUGGUGGCGGUGACUGCUGGGACGCGUCACGGCAAGACCGCAGCGCCUGGCAACAGCGAUACGCAGGUGGAACAUCAAAAAGUGAAGCACGAUGCAGAGACGGGCUACACCAUCCCCGAGCAGCUGCACUUUGUGUGGGAUGGUCCGCUGCUCGUUGCUGGCAAGUCGCAGAGCGAAAAGGUGCGCGCCGAUUUGACUGCGGAUAUUUCGGCCGGGAAGGGAUUGAUUGAGCGGGUGGACGUGUUGGGUGAGAUGCCGGCCAUGGUUCGCAAAGUGGUCAACUACGUCGCAGGAACAAAGCCCUACAUCUGGCAGUCCUUCCUGCCCGCGAAGCUCAACUUGACCCUGCCAGAGAGCUACAAGUCCGACUCGGCUUCGGCAGGCGCACACACCGUCGACGGCACCUGGUUCGGAGAGUUUACCUUCAUCUCUGAGCCCUGAUCCGCGCCUGCGCAAGCGUUGCGCUCAGCCAAGCAUGCCCUGGGCCAGAUGGCUCCUAAUUCCCUCUAGGGAUGACAAUGACGAAGCCUGAAGAAGAGCAACGCGCUUUUGUUUCUCGUCUUGAACACGCUCCAUGGACCAGUAGCUGCGCGCAUAAUGAGAUCAACUUUUUCGAUCA